Debaryomyces hansenii CBS767 is the source of this 1647-nucleotide messenger RNA. Its product is annotated as DEHA2F03762p. The record is from RefSeq and is a predicted model, not a curated record. The transcript has a single exon. Lineage: Eukaryota; Fungi; Ascomycota; Pichiomycetes; Serinales; Debaryomycetaceae. Bases 1 to 1647 code for a protein of 548 amino acids.
AUGACAUACGUUGAGAGCAUGAUGGGUAAUGUGCGGGACAUAUUUCGAAGGGCGGACGAAGAUACUGGGAACGGAGGAGGAUUGCAAGAUGACGGGGGGUUUAAUGCAACGUCGAGCCUGAGUUCGAGCAGGGGGCCGACGUCAAGUUCGGGGGACGAUGGGCCCACGGGAGGAUCGAGUUUGACGAGCGACAAUUCGGAGACGAUAGGGCCUACGAGUGAUGGGAGUGAGACGGUGAGUGAGACGAGCGGUCCAACUAGUGGCCCGGCAAGUGCCACUAGUUCGGAUAUUACGAGUGAGAGUUCUAGUGAGAACUCGAGUAGUAGCUCGUCGAGUUCUGACACUUCUAGUUCUGACACUUCGAGUUCUGAAACUUCGCGUUCUAGUUCUUCUAGAUCUUCGAGUUCCAGCUCGGUCAGUUCGAGUUCUGUUAGAUCCAGCUCCUCGCGUUCCAGUUCUAGAUCUUUAAGCUCGUCGAAUAAUCCCAGUUCGUCGAGUUUUAUCUCAUCGAGCUCCAGUUCCUCAGCUUCGCCGAGCUCGAGUUUUUUGACAUCGAGUUCGAUCCCCUUCUCGUCGAGUGAAUCCAGCUCGUCGCACUCUUCAUCACAAGAGCGUUCCAGCCUGUCUGUGACCUUGUCAUCGUCGUCUUCUUCGCCUUCAAGCACUCCAAGCCAGGCGUCGCUGACCUCACACUCGGAAUCAUCCACGCGGGCCAGCUCUUCAAGAAGCUCUUCAAGAAGCUCUUCAAGAAGCUCCUCAUCGCACACACAAUCAUCAUCUUCUCCUUCAUCAUCCUCUGACAGAACAUCCUCUGAUAGAACAUCCUCUGAUAGAACAUCAUCAUCUCAUGUAACACCUACAUCAUCACUGUCAUUCUCCUCAUACUACACGACUAUCGAAGAUUCCGGCACUACAAUAACUUCAUUGGUCACAGUGCCCACGUCGGCGGCAAAUGAUCAAACUGACACCCCCAGCUCCACAUCGGAAAAGAACGCCAAAUUGAUUGGUGGUUUGGUCGGAUCUAUUGGGGGUACCAUUGUCAUUGGGCUCCUUGUUGCAUUAUUCUUAUUUUUGAAGAAAAGAAAGAAGGUCACAAACCAAUCGCCAGACUUCAACGAUAAUACUUCUGGUGAUUCGGACUCGUAUAAAGACAAAUCGGGGUUCAAAAAGUUAUUCUCAUCUAAGAAUACUAACACCUACGGUGGUGUUGCUGGCGUGACAGAUAUCGAAAGACAGAAUAACACUCCUGUGAUCCAGGCCGAUGAUGAGAGCAAUGAAGAAAGCGAUGACUUCGUAUAUCGUGGUGUCACGAAUAAUAAUAACCUCGACAGUAUAUUCAGGUCAACUGCAUCCAACUCAUCGGGCCAGAAUACGGCCGCCGGCGGUAGUGCAAACCAAAGUGCCAACCACACUCGUAUGAAUUCAAUCGGUCACGCAUUGGAUAUACCUUAUGAGACUCGAGAGUCCGAAGAGCAUGAUCCUUUUGCAAGCCAUACUCGAAUAAACUCCGACGGAACGGACAACUUCAGUCCAUCUGACUAUGACAUAGAUCAGAAUGACUUGGUUCCUGCUGAUCGGAGUAAUAUCUUUGGCGAGGAAAGUCAUAGUAAUAAUUCUCGUUCGAGAUUCCACGAGGAAAUUAUUUGA